AUGAUAAACGAAGAGGGUGAAGAAGCAUAUUGCCAUGAUACGCAAUUCGACUAUGUUGGUUUGGAGAAAAAAGUUGUGCCUGCACCUACGGAGCCGUCACCGGACUUGGGUGAACAUGACACAAAAAUAAAGACUCCUAUUGGUAGGCCGCAACGAAAGAGGGCUCCAGCAUGGUAUCAGCGCACUCCGUUCACAGUGGUGCAAUCAACACCAAAAGUAAAGAAAAUCAGCAAGACAAGGAAGAAAAAAAUAGCGGAGAGUCCUGAAAAAACAAAUGAGGACAUUGUCAAUGCAGAGAGUAGUGACGUUCCUUCAAACAAUCUGUUGUUGGACAGUAUUUAUACUACUAGUCCGAUGAGUUUCUGGCAAGAAUGGAGUUUAAUCUCUCCCAAACUGAUCACUAAACAUAGGUUGCAUAUCCUCCCACUAGAUAUGGAUUUUUGGGCGAUGUUACUUUCUGUUAGUGACAAAGGGUGGCGGCCGGCGAAUGCUCGGUGGACUCUAUAUUCUGAAGGAAUCAAUUUGGAACCCAGAAAAUCAUAUGUGUUUAGGAAUGUAGCAGAUGGUUUUGGAGGUUGUCCUAGAUGGAAGGAUGUGGAUACGGUUUUAUUUGUAAUAAAUGUUGUGCAUGCCCAUUGGUUUUUGGCGGUUCUACAUUUAGAUACCUGGAAAGUAGAAAAUUUUGAUUUAGCACGAGUUGCGGGUUACUUCUCAACGUACAACACUAAUGGAGAAUUCAAAAGUUUUGGAGAUAGUAUUAUCUCAGAGUUGGAUGCCAUUGAUUAUUGGAGCCAUUUCCCCAUUUGA
This is a messenger RNA of Lactuca saligna, 807 nucleotides long. The record is from the annotation of a GenBank genome assembly. NCBI's taxonomy places the organism in Eukaryota, Viridiplantae, Streptophyta, Magnoliopsida, Asterales, Asteraceae.